Molecule: messenger RNA, 1269 nt
Organism: Cladophialophora immunda
Lineage: Eukaryota; Fungi; Ascomycota; Eurotiomycetes; Chaetothyriales; Herpotrichiellaceae
Exons: 3
Coding region: 1-1269 (422 amino acids)
Molecular function (GO): transaminase activity; pyridoxal phosphate binding
Source: RefSeq, a predicted model, not a curated record
AUGAUUACGAAAGAGCACGGCGCAGCAGCUGCGAGUGACGUGCUGGACAAGUACCUGCAGCAGUUUCUGCACGACAAUCCCAAGUCCCAGACUCAGAACGAGCGGGCGUCAACGAUCAUGCCCGCCGGCAUCACCAGAGCCGUCCACACCAACAAACCGUUCCCCCUGUACGCCGACGCCGGCCACGACUGCUAUCUGAUGUCCAUCGACGGCCAUACCUACGUGGACUUUGUGUCCCAGUACUUUGCCGCCAUGUUUGGGCAUUCUCAUCCGGACAUCAAGACCGCCGUUGCCGAGGUGCUGGACGCCGGUUUUACCAUCGGAGCCCCGAGUACCCGGGAGCUGGAGCUCGCGGAGGCUCUGUGUGCCCGCUUCCCAAGCAUGGAAAUGGUACAGUUCACCAACUCGGGCACGGAAACCAACACCGUGGUGAUCGCGAUGGGCCUAAACUAUACCAACAAGAAGAAGGUCAUGGUGUUCCAGGGCGGAUAUCAUGGCGGGACGCUAUCCUUCAAAACUUCAAAUGCCCUGAUAUUACCUCACCAGUUUGUCAUGGGGGUGUACAACGAUGUCGAGAGCACCCAGAGUGUGUUGAAUGCGGACGUCGGGGUGAUAUUAGUCGAGCCAAUGCAAGGUGCUGGGGGGCUCAUACCGGCGACCAGGGAUUUCCUGGCGUUUUUGCGACACGAGGCCACGCGGAUCGGCGCGGUCUUGGUCUUUGACGAGGUCAUUACCGCCCGGACGCACUACGGAGGCCUUCAAUCCUAUCACGGGAUCAUCCCUGACAUGACUUCGAUCGGCAAGUUCUUCGGGGGCGCCUUCGCGUUUGGUGCGUUUGGCGGCCGCGCCGACAUCAUGAAGACUCUAGACUGUCGCCAGCCCAACGCCCUCGCGCACUCAGGCACGAACAACAACAAUCCGUUUACCAUGGCGGCCGGGCUGGCGGCGUGCAGGCUCCUGACACCGGAGAACAUCGAGCGGACCAACGCCCUCGGCGAGAAGAUGCGGAGCGAACUCGCUCGCGUCUUGGACAUGGAAGGUCCGGACACGGCCAUCGUGCGUGGGUUUGGAAGCACAGUGGGAGUCUAUUUCAAUGGGCCGAGGAGUGAGGUGCUGGGGCGAGCGUGGUACUACUUCUUGUUGGCCAGGCGCAUCCACGCCGGCCCACGGGGAUUCUUUGCCCUCAAUAUCAUGCAUCAGGAGCAGCAUGUCCAGCAAGUCCUACACGCGGCGGCAGACUUCAAGCGUGAGGUUUUUGGUGCUCUGUAG